Molecule: messenger RNA, 3530 nt
Organism: Schistosoma spindalis
Lineage: Eukaryota; Metazoa; Platyhelminthes; Trematoda; Strigeidida; Schistosomatidae
Source: the annotation of a GenBank genome assembly
CUUGUCUUUGAAGACUCAUCAGCCUUGGUGGGUUGAUGUUUUACAGAAUCCUAAUACGGAUUCAAAAAUACCACUUGGUUUUUGGCAACUUGCAUUACUCAUGGAGUAGGCGUGAUAUCCGUCUGACUAUGAAAGGGUGAGUAAAACUAUACAAUACUCCACUGUACUAUUUUGGCUGUGAAACCUGGUUUAUAGAAGUAGAACACAUGCGUUUGUUCCAGAUGUUUGGUCGCAAGCGUUUUCAAAGUAUUGCUCGUGUAUCAUAAAAUGGUUAAGUAAGCAGUGCUGAGGUUAUCCACAGGGUACUAAGCAAAGAUAGGUUGCCAUAAUUUAUCACUUAAUCCGUAAACUUUUAGUUCUGUAUUUUAAAACAUAACAAAUAAAGUAAAUCAGUCAUUUUUAAAAUAGAUUUUAGCUCAUAGUGAACGAUGAAAGAGAGCGACAAACUUAUUCCAUCUUGUGAGCAACAUGCAACAGAAGAAUUAUCAUCAACCAAAUCUGAGGAUUCUAAUUUUCAUAACACUCCUGAAAUUCCCACAAGCUUACCUAGUCGAAUUGAACUAGCUCGGCCCAUUUAUCAUCAAAUUUCAGAUUUUUGUUUCGAUUUUGACUCGGAAGGUAUUCUUCGUCAUAUUCAAACAGGAGACACCUUCUGUGUAAAGGUUACUUCAGCAGGCCCUUCACUUAAAAGACAAGAAAUUAUUCGUGCAAUUUGUACACGUUUAAUUCGUCAACGGCUAUUUGCUUUAAAUAUGGAAUCAAGUCAAGUUCCGAUCCCUGGACAUCCUACUCACUGUAUGAGAGUUUUACAUUCUAAAAAUUUUUUUACCCACAAAGGUCCCAUCAUUAUUUUGUUACAAGGUGGUGGAAUUGCUCAGGCUGGUGUUUGGGCUCCACGUCUUCUACUACAUCCUCAACAUGGUCUACAGUCUGGCAGUCAAAUAUCUUUAGUCAAAAAAGCACAUGAACAAGGUUAUGCAAUAGCUAUUAUCAAUGCAAAUGAACAUGUCCCAAGUGAAGCAGAAAUGGAUGCUAUGGAUACAUUUCCUAAUCCUUCUUGUCCGUUAUUCAAUGUUACAGAAUGUGUACGUAUUGAUCCUAAUCUUAAGUCACCUGUUCAGGACAACAACCAUGAUGUACCAAUCUAUCUUACUUUACCUGAUCAUUCAAAUAAGAUAGUAUUACCUGCACUUGACAGUAAAACUCACCAUCCAGUUGCUUUCGAUUCAAAUUUAGAAAAUCCAAUACUCUUCGUACCAUGUAAAUCAUCUUCUGAACAAGAAUCCAAACAAUUAUUUCGAUCGUGUUUGACAAGAACACCGUCAUCAUCAGCUUUAUCAUGGUUACUGACUGGAUCGAAUUCUACAUCCAGUUCAACUAUGCGAACAAAUUCUAACCUACAGAAAACACCUGUUUGUUGCGUGAAUUCAAUUUGUUCAAUGAAUGAAACGUGUUUAACUUCAUCGACUACUGAUUUGACGUUGAAUACUCAUGUAAAAUCUUUUGGUUCGACGGUUAGCGCACCUACAUCAUCCUCAAUGUUAAGUGCUACGCACUCACUGAACUACGAACCACAGUCACUAAAACAUGCGUUUUUAGUUCCAUCUAAUAGUAUCGCUCUUAAGAAUUUGAUACAAGUUCCACAAGGUAGGAAUGUUGUUUCAGAUGAUAUGAAUUCACUUAACUCAUCUAACUGUCAAUCAUUUGUUGAAAAUUCAACUUGCGUGAUAAAUUCCGGAAAUAAUAUUACUGCUGUUAAAAAAUCUUCAAUCAUCUGUCAUUUUCCCGCGACAUCAAUACCAACAGCAUCAACAACAACGACACUACCAACAACCUCUGAUAUACCAUCAUAUUCCAUUGAAGAUAAAAACCGAAGUUUUCAAAAGGGUCGUUCAUUAAAUAAUGAUCCAAUAGUGUCAAAUAUUUCUGUAGAGGAUCGUCUCUAUGGAAUAUGGCGUCACCUUAUACCACAUUGUGCAUCAAAUCAUAUAUUAGUUUGGGCUCAUCAACAAGGUGCCAAUGCAUUUAUUCAUCCAUUCAAACCGAUGCCUGAUGUGUUUCCUGGGUUUUCAUCACCAGUUUCAAUUAAUUCACAUAAGAAAGUGUCUUCGACUCCUAUCAACACGGAUAAAAAACAAAUGUCAAAAGAACCGAUUAUCCCACCUACCAUACAUAAUGAUUUCAUGUUUGGUAAAGGUUCGGAAUCCUUAUCCAGUAACCACGACAGUGUCGAUUCUGUAGUUCAGCACAACUCUAAAAUGCGGAUUAACAAACAAUUAGAGUGGUCGACUGAUUGUUUAUCAAAAGUAUUAAAAAUACCAGUUGUUCUGUCUGAUACAGUAUCACAUACCACUUCUAAAAAACCACGUCUAUCUAAUGAAUGCGAUGGAACUAAUCCUUCUACACAAGUUGCAUAUAAUAAUGUACUUAGUGAUUAUCAUAACAAUGGCAUCAAUAAUAUCGACAAAGCAAAAAUACGUUUUACAAGAAGACGUCAUUUAUCUUCUGGACCUAUACUUAUGACCCAUAAAAAUGAAAAUAAUACACGUAAAAGUGCAUAUAUUUUGGAGCCUACAAAUGAUAAUUUACCUCUUAUUACAAAUGAUUAUGAACCAUCUCAACAAAAUAAACCUCUUGUGACUAUCAAUACUAUUCCUGAUGAAAUUAGAGAAAAACUUCCUAAAGUUUCAACUGGACGUUUAUGGCUCGAUCGACGUAUUUAUGGACCAUGGAGACAUCAUGUCACUCCAGAAGCUUCAAGGCGUGCAUUUUGGUUACCAGAUGAUAAUGACUUAUUAGUUAACAACACUUCAAAGAAAAAUGCCUCAAAUUCUAUUACAAAUCAAACUGAAAAUAAAUUAUGUGUUGAUAAUUUACCAGCAGUAAGUGGUAGUGACUUGGAUGCCAUGCUUUUCGCUAAACAUGGUGGUGUCAUACCUAAAAGUGUUGGUAUAUGGUCUGAUAUCAUGUCAAAUAAUAAUAAUUCAGAUGAAUUGUUACAUCUACGUUUAGCAAGAGCAUGGCAACGUAAAGCGGAGCGUUUAUGGCGUGAGUUGACAAGUCGCGUAAAAGCUGUUGUAUUUACUGAUUCAGCAGAUGUGUUGGAUUUGUGUGCAGCUGGGGUUGGAUGGGGUUUGAAUAUCCUUAAUGAACAGAAUACUAAUGAUAGUGAAUUACCCUCUAUUUACAAACCUACAAUAUAUCAGCAAAAUCUACCAGAAAAAGUCUUACAAUUCAGAGAAUGGUUAUCACAGAAUUCAGUGAACUAUGUAGCAGCCAAUCUCAAAUUAGGUACACGACUCAAUCCACAAGUUAAUGCAAAGCGACAUGCCAUCCCAACACUAUCAUCAGGCACAACAGAACAUGAUCUUAUUCCUAGUACUGUAUUACAUCAUAUAUUUGAUUUUUUCCGAUCGAAAUUACAACCAUCAUUUAACAAGGAAGACAGUGAACAUACAACAAAAUCAGAAUCACCUUCAACAAUCAUGGAGAAUAGUACUUGUUCAAUGUUGUCAUCUGUACAUUCAUAG